AUGGCUUUCCUCAAGUACACAAUUGUCGUCUGCUUAGCGCUCGUCGGCGUCGCACAAUGUGCACUGUUACGCGCCGCUCCAGCGCCCGUCGCAUUCGCUGCACCCGUACCUGCGCCAGUUGUGCCCAUCAACACUGAGAUCGACCCACACCCACAAUACGCCUUCGCCUACAAUGUACAGGACGCGCUCACCGGCGACAGCAAGAGCCAACAGGAGGUGCGCGAUGGUGAUGUGGUGAAAGGCUCAUACUCCGUCUUGGAUGCUGAUGGUUCACUGCGCACCGUCUUCUACACCGCCGAUCCCAUCAACGGUUUCAAUGCCGUCGUCCAACGCGGUCCCGUUGCGCCAGUGUUGGCUGCCAAACCGGUUGUGCCACUUGCACCAGCGCCUCUGCCCGCUCGCUUCAUCCAAGGUUAA
Messenger RNA from Bactrocera tryoni, 417 nucleotides. It is a transcript of the gene Cpr64Ab, whose product is annotated as larval cuticle protein A3A. The transcript is spliced from 2 exons. Gene Ontology annotation, cellular component: extracellular matrix. Lineage: Eukaryota; Metazoa; Arthropoda; Insecta; Diptera; Tephritidae. The record is from RefSeq and is a predicted model, not a curated record. Bases 1 to 417 code for a protein of 138 amino acids.